AUGGGGACACUGCCAAUUGUGAUUACUGAUACUGGAGAAAAAGGAGCAAUUAGAGAAACAAUCAAGGAGCAAACUCCAAGCUUGGAGUUUAACCGCAAAUAUGAGGUGCUAGAAGAACACAUGAGGGCAAUAGAGGGAACAAAUAUGUUUGGAUCGGUUGAUGCAUUCGAUCUAUGCUUGGUGCCAAAUGUGGUUUUACCCCCGGAAUUCAAAGUUCUAGAUUUUGAGAAGUUCAAUGGCUCUAGGUGUCCCUUGACUCAUUUAAGGAUGUAUUUCCACAAAAUGGUAGCAUAUUCUAAUAAUGACAAACUUCUUAUCCAUUGCUUCCAGGACAGCUUGACUAGGGCAACCAUAAGAUGGUACAUCCAGUUGGCGAGCAAAGAUCUGCACCUGGAAGGAUCUAGCUCAGGCUUUUAUAGCCUAGUACAAGCAUAUUAUCGAAAUGGCCCUAGACAAGUUGACCUUGCAAAAUAUGAAAAAGAAAACAAGCAGACAUUUAAAGAGUAUGCUUACUGUUGGAGGGAGGUUGCAGUACAAGUGCACCCUCUAGUGGAGGAUAGGGAGGCCAUCUCCUUGUUUGUUAAUACACUCAAGGACCCCCUAUUUUAG
This is a messenger RNA of Malania oleifera, 609 nucleotides long. RefSeq lists its product as uncharacterized. Bases 1 to 609 code for a protein of 202 amino acids. The transcript has a single exon. The record is from RefSeq and is a predicted model, not a curated record. NCBI's taxonomy places the organism in Eukaryota, Viridiplantae, Streptophyta, Magnoliopsida, Santalales, Ximeniaceae.